Messenger RNA from Nicotiana tabacum (common tobacco), 1517 nucleotides. The record is from RefSeq and is a predicted model, not a curated record. NCBI's taxonomy places the organism in Eukaryota, Viridiplantae, Streptophyta, Magnoliopsida, Solanales, Solanaceae.
AUAACAAGUAGUUGACAUAAAUACACAAAAACAAAGAAAAAGAGAGAGAUGGGUGUGAGGGUUGCGAAUGCCAUAGGAGAAAUGUUGCCAUGCACAGCAAUGGUCAUAAUAGAAGCUGCCACUAUUUUCUUGACGAUUAUGGCCAGUACCGCUAUGUCCAAGUUUGGGAUGAGUUCUUUUAUAUUCGUGGUGUAUACGAAUGCUCUUAGCUUUAUCCUUCUCCUUCCGUAUUCCCUCUUUUUCCACAGAAGAGACAAGACAGAAGAGCCAUUAUUCACGUUUCCCCUUCUUUUGCGUGUCUUCUUCCUUGGUUUAGUAGGGGUAACAAUAGCGCAGAACCUUGCAUUCGCGGGACUAAGUUAUAGUUCUCCAAUAGUAGCAUGUGGAGCUGCGAACAUGAUACCAGCUUUUUCUUUCAUUGUUUCCAUUAUUCUCAGGAAAAUAAGAAUGGACUGGAAGAGGCAGGGAAGUCAAGUAAGAGUAGUUGGCACCUUAAUAUCAAUAGUGGGGAUAUUAUCAAUGACUUUCUACAAAGGUCCAGUGGUCAACAAGUAUUCCCCAUCUUUCCUUCAGCUGGCAAGACCGCAGCUCCUCGUCUUCACUUCAACACAUGAGAAUUGGGUUCUUGGUUGUUUCUUGUUUGCAGCUGCUUCAUUUGCUCUUACCAUAUGGAACAUUAUUCAGGCGGGAAGUAGCAAGAAGCACCCACAUGUGAUGAAAAUAACGUGUCUUUACACCUUGUUUGGGACGAUUCAAUCUGCAGUAUUUGCUUUAUUUAUGGAAAAAGAUCUCAGUGCGUGGAGGCUUAAGCUCAACUUUGAACUUCUUGUCAUUGUUUUAACUGCAAUUUUUGGAAGUUUAAUACGUAGCAGUGUCCAGAUGUGGUGCAUGCGCUUGAAAGGGCCUUCUUAUACACUAUUUUUUAAGCCUGUGGGAGUUCCAGUUGCCAGCACAUGUGGUUGUGUGCUCUUUGCUGCUACUUUCCACUAUGGAAGGCAACUAGAUACAAAUACUUUUUCACACACUUACAAGAUCUUAACGCCCAUGAGUUUGUACAGCAUGUUGAACGCUUGUAUAUGUGGACUUGGUUAUUACACUACACUAUGGGGACAACUCAAAGAAGACGAGACAAAGAAAGACAUCAAAGGCAACGUGUCAACUUCUGAUGAAAAAGUCCCUCUUCUGCAAGAAAAAGAAGAUGAAGAUGAUUCACAGGUUUAAGAGUAUAGCAAACAAGAUCAAACGAGUUGUAAAUAUGCAUUGGAGGGUGUGUAAGAUCAACCGAGUUGUAAAUAUGUAUCGGAGGGUGUGUAAGCGGCAGGGGCGGAUGAGUUCCUUCUCUCCCUAAAUCAUGCAGAGUACCAAUAAAUUUCAGUUCAAAUGCCUAAAUUAGCAUGGGUGAAUUUAAGCUCAAAUGAGCAUUUUAGUGCACUAAGAAAGUGCACCUUCUAUCUUUUAGCAAGGGAUUCGAUCCCAAUUAAUAAAUAGGGCCAAAACCAGUGCCCUUGCUAAUUAAA